Molecule: messenger RNA, 2669 nt
Organism: Oncorhynchus gorbuscha (pink salmon)
Lineage: Eukaryota; Metazoa; Chordata; Actinopteri; Salmoniformes; Salmonidae
Gene: slc5a11
Product: solute carrier family 5 member 11
Exons: 17
Coding region: 199-2349 (716 amino acids)
Biological process (GO): transmembrane transport
Cellular component (GO): plasma membrane
Molecular function (GO): D-glucose:sodium symporter activity
Source: RefSeq, a predicted model, not a curated record
AACGUUUACAUUUUAACCAGCUAGUGUUGUCUUAUAUAAGUAGAGAGUGGAGUUUGAUCCCCUGGUCAGAAAGGAGACCAACAUCCACCAUGAGAACUGCUAUAGGACCGGCCAACUGGAAUUAAACCCUGAGUCUGACUACAAGCUGACAGAAUACGCAAUCACUCCCUGAGAAUUCCAGUGACCUUUGACCCAAGUAUGGCUACCACUCAGGGGACCACCGUGCCCCCCUCCCAAUCCCCAGGUUUAGGUGUACCCACCCUGGUCACCAUAGACAUUGUGGUGCUCGUUGUCUACUUCCUCCUUGUACUGGCUGUGGGCCUCUGGUCCAUGUGGAAAACCAAGCGGAGCACAGUGGAUGGAUACUUCCUGGCAGGAAAGAGCAUGUCCUGGUGGCCGGUGGGCACCUCUCUGUUUGCCAGUAAUGUGGGUAGCGGCCACUUCAUGGGCCUGGCAGGCUCAGGAGCAGCAGCGGGCAUCAGUGCUGUGGCAUAUGAGUGGAACGGGAUGCUGAUGGUGCUGCUCUUGGGUUGGCUUUUCCUGCCCAUCUAUAUCGCUUCCGGGGUGACAACCAUGCCUGAAUACUUGCAGAAGCGAUUCGGGGGGAAGCGAAUACAAUUAUUCAUAGCUAUUUUGUAUUUAUUCAUUUACAUCUUCACAAAGAUAUCGGUGGAUAUGUAUGCUGGGGCAGUGUUUAUUCAACAGGCCCUGCAGUGGAACAUCUAUGUAGCUGUGGUGGUGCUUCUGCUCAUCACUGCUCUUUACACUGUAACAGGUGGUCUGGCUGCUGUCAUGUACACAGACGCUGCCCAGACUGGCAUCAUGUUGAUAGGAGCACUCUCCCUCAUGGGCUUCAGUUUCACUGAGGUGGGGGGCUGGAACGCCCUCCUAGAGGGGUAUGCUACGGCCAUCCCCUCUGUCCGCGACCCUAACACCACAUGUGGCAUCCCCCGGGACGACGCCUUCCACCUGUUCCGUGACCCUGUGACCUCUGACCUGCCCUGGCCGGGCAUCCUCCUGGGCAUGUCCAUACCCUCCAUGUGGUACUGGUGCUCAGACCAGGUGAUAGUGCAGCGCUCCCUGGCUGCUAAGAACCUGCUCCAUGCUAAAGGAGGCUCCCUGCUGGCUGCCUACCUCAAGAUCCUGCCCUUCUUCAUGAUGGUCCUGCCCGGCAUGAUCAGCAGAAUACUCUACCCAGACGAGGUGGCGUGUGGUGACCCUGAGGUGUGUACUGAGGUGUGUGGGAACCCAGUGGGCUGUUCAGACAUCGCCUACGCAAAACUGGUCAUGAAGCUACUGCCCUCAGGACGUCUACCCCGGGGGGUGGUAAUAGAGGGGAGGUACGUGAGGCGACGUUGGGUCCCUCUGCUGGCAAUACGAGAGCUGGGCACCCCGACACAGACAGCUCUAAGUGGAGGUCUGCGUGGUCUGAUGAUGGCGGUGAUGAUUGCUGCUCUCAUGUCCUCCCUCACCUCCAUCUUCAACAGCUCCAGCACCAUCUUCACCAUGGACCUGUGGAGGCAUGUCCGGCCCCGAGCAACUGAGUGGGAACUCAUGCUCGUGGGAAGGAUGUUUGUGCUGGUUCUGGUGGUGGUGUCAGUGCUCUGGAUCCCUGUGGUCCAGGCCAGUCAGGGAGGACAGCUGUUUAUCUACAUCCAGUCCAUCAGUACCUAUCUCCAGCCCCCUGUUUCCAUCGUCUUCCUGACUGGAUGUUUCUGGAAGAGGACCAAUGAAAAGGGGGCUUUCUGGGGCCUGUUCCUGGGCCUACUGGUGGGCGGUGUGAGGAUGGCCCUAGACUUUACCUAUCCCUCACCACUGUGUUACCAGGAGGACAGCAGGCCUGAUGUGGUGAAACAUGUCCACUACCUCUACUUCUCCACCGUGCUGUCUCUGCUCACCCUGGUGGUGGUGGUGGGGGUCAGCCUGGCCACGGAGAAACCCCGCCCAGAGCAGAUCAGCCACCUCACCUGGUUCACCAGAUUUGAUAAGGUGGAGAAGAGCAGUGGAGCUUUAGAGACAGUAGAGACUGUGACUAGUGCUACAGAGACCGAGGAGAGUGCAGAGCAGGAGAUAGAAGACAGAGAGCAGGAGAAGGCUAAUGGAGAGACACACCUCCAGAGGAAAGUCUCCUCAGAAGCCAGUGUGAGGAGCCAGUCCAGGCUGAAGGCCGCCCUCUACUGGCUGUGUGGGAUGGAGCGGCAAAAGGAGGGUGACAGCGCCCCACAACCCCCUCUUCUUCUCGACCCCGCUAGCUCUCUGGAAGAGGACCCAUGCCUGAGCCACGUGGUCGACGCCAACCUCAUCAUCUGCCUCUCCAUUGCCGUCUUUAUCAUUGGCUACUGGGCCUAGUGAGGAAUUCUCAACAGCCAAUGAUAUUGGCAGGGACAGGUGGUGCUUGGCCAUUGCUGCAGCAUCAUCGGAGAGCUGCUGAAGUGUCACAGCAAAGCUGUUAUUUAUUAUUGUAUAAUAGCAAUGUAUAGUUUUUUUAAACCCCUCCACCCCUCCUACAUUUGACAUACAUGUUACUUUCAUAUAAAGCAGUCAAUAACAAUAAUACAUUACCACACACUCUUUAAUCCCACCCCUCAGCCCCUCUCAGCCCAUCCCACCCCUCAGCCCCUCUCAGCCCAUCCCACCCCUCAGCCACUCUCAGCCCAUCCCACCCCUCA